Sycon ciliatum is the source of this 5085-nucleotide messenger RNA. RefSeq lists its product as uncharacterized. Gene Ontology annotation, cellular component: plasma membrane. NCBI's taxonomy places the organism in Eukaryota, Metazoa, Porifera, Calcarea, Leucosolenida, Sycettidae. The transcript is spliced from 22 exons. Gene Ontology annotation, biological process: negative regulation of programmed cell death. The record is from RefSeq and is a predicted model, not a curated record. Bases 30 to 4115 code for a protein of 1361 amino acids.
GUGUGUGUGUGUGCACGCGUGUGGUGUGGAUGCGUGCAUCUGUGCAUGCGUGUGUAUGGUGUGUGUGUGUGUGUGUCUGUCUGUCUGUAUUUGCAGAUGUUUUGCCCGGAGGUUGUUUUAACUCAUCCUCAUCCUCACUUCCAUCACCUGGUCUCACCGUACUUGUUGAUGGUGGCGAAGCGUGCAUUUCCUUCGCUCCCGCUAGAGCCGAUUCCAGCUCGACCUGCCCUCCAUCAGACAUUGUCUACUGGAUGAGUGGGUUCACUGCUUACGGUGUUAGCUACAAUCAAUAUUUCCACGUACUCCACGAAUUGACAAAUUGGGCUAGUUUCGAUACCCCAGGAAAUCGGCUGACAAGCUACUCAACACCACUGGUGGGCAAGACUCUCCAACGCUUCUCCGACGCAUUGCCUGGGCACGGCUACAUCUUUUCCAUCCUUGCCCAGCGUCCCAGUAGGAAUAAUACGCAAGCCUACUUUCCCUCCUCGCUUUUCCGAUGUAGUGUAGAUUCCAUCCCUACUAGCGAUGACGUCUUGUGCCCUGGGGUCCUCCAACCUGGUCAGGCAUUGCUUCAGGAAUUGGACACAUUGAUGCGAGUGGAUUACACGUAUAGCCAACAAAACAAUGCCAACGCAUCGAAUGAGACCGUCUAUGUCAUUCUCCAGGCACAUACUCAAGCACAUAAACUUCAUGUUAGAUACCAAGCAAGUCCUAGAAUACCAAAUUGGACUAACACGUCAGACGGAGUUGUUCUAGACACGUCCCUGGGUGUGUUCAUGAUGAGCUCUGGUGUGCCCGAAGAGUCUCAGGUUGCUAUUCAACUUGCACAGCAUGGCUCUUUGCAAAAGGUGCCGGUUCUUGUUCUAGCUACUACCGGAGGACGGCGAUCUCCUGUCCCCGGUGGCUGCGGUGCACCCGUCAAGGUGUUUGACCGUGCCUUCUCACCAGGCGUAAGACUGGAAGAUGCUGGUCAAUCACUCCGAGUCCUCAUUGAGCCUGCACUUCCAGCUGGAGUUGCGCAGAGUUCCUGUGCUGAUGUUCCGGCUGAUCGCCUUACCUAUACUCUCUACAGAGUGGUGCUAAAUGGUUCUGAUGUCUUCUCCACCGAGAAGUACAUGUCAACUAUGAAGAAGAUGAUCUUGGUUGAGGGAAUACUGAAGGCGUCCGAUGCUGAACUGAUUCUGAACAUUUCUAAUGCCACACAAGCCGAGUUUGUUGAAAUUGUCAGCACGACCAGCUAUGGUCAACUGCAGCUCAACACGGGUGCAGUGUUCGUUGCUAUGGUCACCGACAACGAGCUCAACACACGCGCUGCGUACGCGCCAGCGGUCUUCUACAGAUGCGAAGCGUACGUCAACACUUCUAUACUGACUGGUCCGCCAUGUAAAUACAUCCUGAGCCGGGCCAGGUCUCAGGGCAUCGUACGUCUUGUCGAUAACAAGAUCAUGACAUUCCAGGUUGACUGGUCGCCUGCAGCCAACCGCAGUUCCGGGCCCGAUAGCGGCAAUGGCUUCGCCGUGGUGCAAACUCACUGUCGCCUGCAUCGCGUGCGCGCAUCACCAUACGUAUAUCCGUUGCUCGGUCCUCCACCAGACCCGCCUUCAACACUCAGUUACUCGAAAGCAGAUGUUAUGACGUCACGCAACACUGGUAUCGUUGUUAACCUCAGCUCAAGCGGAAACAUCAGCGUGCAGUUUGACUAUUUCGCCGCUCUGUAUUCCCUUGUGGAGGCCAAUGCUCAAGUGAAGGCCAUGGUCUACCCGCGUUCUGCCCCACUACCCGGUGGUUGUCGAGAAGACGGCGCCAGUGCUUUGCUCACGGUGGUGUUCAACGGUACAAUGGUGACGGUGUCCUUCACUGGUGCUGCCGUCUUUCUUGAAGGUCAAUGGGUGUGUGCCAAUGCCGAAAGCUGGCUAUCGCAUGGCGUGAAUGUCACCUAUGACCUGUAUGUACUGCAGCUGAACACAUCCAGUGAGAGGGAUCUCUUCCAGGGCAUCAGCAAGAUGUACGCUGUACAGGAUAUCCGGCGGCAUGCCACCAAGGUGCGGACAUUUCCAGCCGGCGCCCUGCAGUACUCGGCCAGCUUACCCGUGCGUCCUGGGCUUGGCAGGGUGUACGGCGUGGUUGCAUCGGUAGUGCACAGCAGUAUGUCAUCAUCUAGCCGCAAUGAUGGUGGUGAUGGUGAUGGUGAUGAUGAUGAUGAUGAUGAGCUGCAGUCGGCGUACAUACCCGCAUCGUCGUAUGAUUGUGACUAUGUCAACUCACCGAACGAUAAUGGCGGCCAGAUCUGCAAGACCAUCCUUUUCUCGGAUAAGCCCGUUUUCGCCACAGUGAACCGGACGUCGAACUUGUCGAUGGUGCUGAACGACUGGAGGCCCGGUGCUGCCAAAUGGACGUUUGUGGUGAUGACGGCACACAGCCAGCGUGACCGACUCUGCUCAUCCCUGACCAUGACACCGACACUGGAUACGGCGUACACUGCAAGGGAUGCUUCUCUCCUCAAAUUGCUCAAUGUUAAGUGGGGCAACGAACAAGCACUACUCUACAUCAGUAGAAGAUACAGUAGCGUGGGUCAGGGGAGUCCAAGACCGAUUGGAGAGGACGUAAAUACCAAUGUCAUGGUCAUUGCUAAUCCCUACACAGAGAAUGUUCCGAUUCCCGGUGGGUGUUGCCUGACCUGUUCGCUGGACAUUGAUCCUAACUUGAACAUCACGUACAGCCGCUACUCCACUAGCAUUGUGUUUCACCCUGCCAACAUAGGCUACUACAUGUCACCAACUACGCCGUGCUACGAGCGCUUGACCCCUCUUGAUAGUCGUCUGCGCUACUACCUGUACCGCUACGAGCUGGCCUUUAUCGACUUCAGCGAAUCGGCAAUGUUCGAUGGCUUGAUUAAGAUGAGCACGCCAAGUUCUGUGGAGCGGCAUGGAACCAAGGUUGCUCUCUUCCCGACAACAUAUGUUGACCUGCGCCGCGUUACCUUGCCAACUAGCCGUGGUACUGGCACAGUGUACAGCAUCAUUGUUGUUGAUCACGUGUAUGGCACUCGGGCUGUUUACCCACCAUCUGUGUCGUAUGGCUGUGAGAUCGGCGGACGUGUGCUGGGCUGUGACUCCAUAGGUUCUGUGUUUGGCAAGGUUGUAUUGACUCUAUUCGGCCUGGUUGGACUGGUCCUCGUUUUCUUUGGACAUCGCCUGUAUCUUCUGCAGCUGUUUGUGUCAACAUUCCUGCUCGGCCUGCUCCUUGCCUACCCGCUGUUCUGUGCUUUCACACACCUAGACUUCACAGCUCGGAUUGGCCUCUCCCUGUUUUGUGGUGGUGUGACGAGUUUCUCCAUACUCAAGCUGUGGAAACGUACACUCAACUAUCGGAUGUACUUGGUACUGCUUGCUUUGCCGCCCGGAUUUCUCUUUGCCGCACUCUUGCUCUUCACACCGUUUGGCAACAUCAGCGCCUUUCACUCCCCGGCCACGUACUGGCUGUCGUACGUCGCAGUUACAGCAUGGUUCCCAGUCGUUCUGCUCUACAUGCCAGUGCGGGGCAAUCUGAUACUCAGUAGCUGGGUUGGAGGUUAUGCUGUUAUCAUAGGUAUCGGGCAGUAUGUGAAGACCUCACUCAUCUGGAUAAUCUUGGAUGUUAUACUGCACGCUGUGGAAUCUCAAUACUACACCAAGAAUGAGUAUCACGAUUAUUACUUUACACCCAUUGAUAUAGGGCUGUCCGUGCUUUGGGCACUUUUGACUAUAGUGGGAGCCGUGUUUCAACACAGAUGGCUGAAGAGACAUGGCCUGCUUAGCAUGGUGGCACUGUUCCGAUUGGCAGCCGGCCAAGAGGUGAAAAGGGAUGAUGAGGAAGAGAGGAGAGAGGAAGAUGAUUCAGAUGGUGCGGACCCAACAGAUACCGUCCGCAGCUCACCACCGUCUUCCACGUUGCUAUGCCAACAUGCCAGCACUAGCAGUGUUGCCAGCGAAGAAGUGGACGAGAAUACACCGCUUUUCUCCAGGCGGACAAGAAGGAGUCGACUUUCGGCUGCCCUGCGUGGCGUGCUUUCGUGGUUUAGUCGUGCACGACAGACGAAGCCUGACCAGCCACUGCUUGCUCCGGGUGAAGCCUGACCAGCCACUGCUUGCUCCGGGUGAAGGCGAAAGUCCAAUGGUGCGUGAACCGUAACCAGGCUUCUGGGCUGUCUGAGGAAUGUUCAGUGCACCCUGCUAGUGUGCUCCCAGGACUUACGUGAGCCUGACCCAACGUGACAGCUACUCAUUUUCAAGCAUAUUAUUUUACUCACGGGCAGACAGAGGUGCGAUGUUUAUCAGCGCAUGGGCACACGUGCGUACCCGCACACCCAACCACGUGCAAACUUACCACGUCAGCGUGCACCCCCCCCCCCCCCACACACACACAUGGCUGGCCUAGACUAUUUGUGUCAUCGCUGUUAGUAGGAGAAGUUUUCUUCAUUCUCUUCUUUACUAUACUGAUUUUUUCUUGAGUAUGUUUGCAUCAAUGCAUGCGGUGCUCAUGUACUUUCUCGUUUUAUUGUCAAAGACAAUACUGGUAGAUGGCGACCCGCUGUGGCUGGCCACCAUCAUAAUCAGUGCCACCACCACCGCCAGCCACCAUCACCAUCACAACCUAUUCACGCUUCUUGCCUCCUUCCUUUCUUGGAGCCGGGUUGUUGGCACUGUGUUUAUUUUUACUUGGAGCCCCGAGCUUCUCACUCGUUCUACGCUUGAACAAAGUUUGGGGUUAUUUUCCCCCAGAUUAGCCACACCUCUUUUCACAUUAUCGUCGGAAACUAUUAAAAAAAUUGACACCUCUUUUCACGAUAUUGUGUAGUAUUAUGAAAAAAAUUGCUGCGGAGCACAAUUAUGCACCCACAAUGCCAUAUUCUUAUGCUGAGUGAUGUACUAGCACUUGCAGAUAUUUUACAUUAGAUUGUGAGCCUCACACCUCAGACUUAUUAUCAGGGAGUAGUACAAUACCGGUAUUGUACUACUCCCUGCUUCUGAUGAUGAUUUCACCAUGCUCAUACAUGUACAUGAUCAGAUUUUUUGUGCUCAGAAAGCCACCUUCAGAGAGAAAGUA